Molecule: messenger RNA, 2853 nt
Organism: Kwoniella botswanensis
Lineage: Eukaryota; Fungi; Basidiomycota; Tremellomycetes; Tremellales; Cryptococcaceae
Exons: 4
Coding region: 1-2853 (950 amino acids)
Cellular component (GO): mitochondrion; cytosol
Molecular function (GO): heat shock protein binding
Source: RefSeq, a predicted model, not a curated record
AUGGACGAUCUAGUGGAUCUCAACUGGUCAGACCCAUCCAAACCCGUCUCAAAAACGACCUCUCCUCAGCCCACAGCAAGCUCGAGCAGCUCCUUCGAUUUCUUAUCGCUUUCCAAACCAUUAUCAGCUAGUUCUGGAGGUAACACGCCAAACUAUUACUCUUCUACACCAAUACGUUCUUCUACUCCCUCUCAACCUCUCAAUCCUCGUCUCAAUGGUACCAGUAAUACCAAUAGUAAACCCAUAUCUAGGAGUGGGACACCCCUUCAAAACUCGACACCACAGCUGGGUGCUGGGGCAGGUACAGGUGGUUCAGACGCGUUUUCGUCCCUUCUAUCUAUGCCAUCUUCUUCCAGCAGCGCAGUCAAUAAGAAUAUGAGUAUGGCCGAAAGACAGAGAGCUCUGGAGGAUGAGAAGAAGCGCAAAGAUGAAGAAGACCGUAAGAGGUUUGAAGCCGAGGGUCAUUUCUGGGAUAAUCUAGGCUCGUCUUCCUCUAGCACCAUCAAACCACCUGCUAAAACAGUCAUACAACAGAGGGAUGAUUUUGAUGAUUUCCUGAAACCUACGCCCGUUCCCACCUCUAACGCAAGAGCGAAAAGUCCUGCUCAACCCACCUCUUCAAAUGAUAUAUUAUCGCCCACACUGCCGUCUGGAGCUUCAAACCCCUCUUCAUCAGCUGGGACAUUCUGGGAUAACCACCAUGAUUCUGAUGAUCUCCUAUCAGGUAGUACAUCAAAGCCUAUGCAGGCUCAGACGAGUAUCAGUCCUGCUCCCCCUGCCGACCCAUUCGACUUUGAUGCGUUAUCCGCUUCCAUAACCCAACCUCGUAAUAACGGAAACGGGCAUACGUCAGAUCAUGACGAAUUUGAUAUUCUAGGUGAUUUGGGUAAACCUGUUGCACCCAAAGCACCUAAGAACGAGCCUGGUCCAUCACGCCCAUCUAAACCUCCUUCUUCUUCUUCGCGCUCAUCUUCACCUCCACCCCACAUCGUUGGUCAGAUUGUCGAAAUGGGCUUUUCACCCACACAAGCGCGUCAAGCUCUUGCUAAGACUUCAACGGGUUUAGAUGUCCAGGCUGCUUUAGAGAUUCUCCUGGGAGGACAAAAUCCCCAGUCUAGCUCUAGGUUAGAUAAUCGAGAUCACGAUAAUUUCGGAGAAGAUGAUGAAGAUUUCGUUGAACGUGAGCGACAAAGACGUGAGGAAGAAGAACGUGAAAGACGUAGGAGAAGACGUCAAGGUCCAUCUAGAGAUUCGGUUCAAGCGCGUUCUGCGGAAGAAAGAGAACAGGAAAAAGAAGCUAGCGCGCAGGAACAGGCUGAGAAGUACUUGGCCCAAGCUUCUGAAAUUGGCACGAAUAUGUUCAACAAAGCGACUAGUUUCUGGAAUAGUAGUAAAGAGAAAGCGAUGAAGGUGUAUGAAGAACAAAGAAAGGUCAUGGAAGCUAAUGCAGCUGCAGCUGCAGCUGGAUCAGGUGGAGAAGGUAGGAAGCCUAUCAAAGAUGGUAGACCUAAAUGGAUGACUGAAGCACACGAUGAGGGUUGGAAUGGAAAACCAAGCAAAGAAGAAAAGGGUGGAUUCAGGGAUGACGAUCAUGAUGAAAAUGAGGGAUUUCACACUCAAAUUCGUUCGAAAGGGAAACAACCACAAUCGAAUGGUGCUGGACCUUCAAAGUAUCCUGUUUCUGCGGCUGCGAUACCUAGCAGUGGUUCUUCGUCUGGAUACAAGUCAUCGAAAGAACGAGCCGAUCUCCUCUUUGCUGAUGAAGCACCCCGCUACAAAUCGCCUGCCAGACACCCUAAGAAACCUGCUACUCCCGCUCCUGCACCCGUACCAGCCAAACCAUUACCUUCUCGGACAUUGGUUUCAGCAACUUCAGGUCAACUCGAGAAGUCAGCUAGUUACAAGGCAAAGGGUAACGAGCAUUUCAAACUGGGGCGAUUUGCCGAAGCUGAAUCAUCUUAUACCACCGCCAUCUCUCAGUUACCAGAAGGACACUUAUUCUUGGUCCCCUUACACAACAAUAGAGCAGCAGCAAGACUGAAAUUAGGUGAUUCGUCACCUGCUGUGGAGGAUUGCUCAUUAGUGAUUGAAUUGAUAGGUCCCAGUUAUCAUCCAUCAAAAGAAGGUCCUCUCCCUCCUGACAUAGCAAAAGAAGUCAAGCUGUUCGAUGGACUGGUGAAGGCUCUGUCGAAACGAGCGCAAGCGUGGGAAAUGGGUGAGAAGUGGAAGAACGCAUUGGAAGAUUGGGAGAAAUUGAUAGGUAUGGAUCUAAGCGUUUUAGGAGCGGGAGCGAGCUCGACGAAGAACCUUGCUGCUGAGGGAGCAAGAAGAUCGAGAAAGAUGCUUGAGGGAGAUGGAGAUGGAUCCGCUAAACCGACAUCUACUGGCGGUAUCUCCUUGACAGGUGUCAAACCCAAACCCAAACCCAAACCUACUACCGCUACGCAAGGUGUGGCUACUGCUAGACCGGCAGAUGUGGAUAAAUCAGCGGCCGUCUCAGAACUUCGAGCAGCAGCGAAAGCAUUAGAAGCGGAAGAUGACCAGCGAUUAGCAUUGAAAGAUUCGAUAGAAGCUAAAUUGAACAACUGGAAGAACGGUAAAGAGACGAAUCUCCGAGCUUUAAUCGCCUCGUUGGAUUUGGUUUUAUGGGAUGAAAUCAUGAAGACUAGUGGGAUGAAGGUGGGGAUGCACGAGUUGAUCAGCGAGAAACAGGUCAAGAUCAAGUACAUGAAAGUGAUUGCGAGGUUACACCCUGACAAGCUCAACUCGCAGAAUACCACAGUAGAACAAAGGAUGUUAGCCAACGGUGCUUUCGGGACCCUAAAUGAGGCGUGGCAAGCAUUUAACAAGUAG